Messenger RNA from Podarcis lilfordi (Lilford's wall lizard), 42587 nucleotides. The record is from the annotation of a GenBank genome assembly. Lineage: Eukaryota; Metazoa; Chordata; Lepidosauria; Squamata; Lacertidae.
AGGGGGCGGCGGGGCGAGGCGGAGCGCUGGAAGCGCAACUCGGGCUGGCCAGAUCGUGGCUGGCAUGGAUGCUACUGCAGCAGCAGCAGCGAGCGACUCGUGACCGCGGCCAGCGGAGCGACCUGGCGCAGGUGUCUCCUGGCUCCCCACGCAUGCUUCCCUAAGCUUAGGGCGGCAGCAUGGCCCCCACGCUGCUCCAGAAGCUGUUUAACAAAAGGGGCGGCGGCGGCAGUAGCAGCAGCAGCAGCAACUCGGCUUCUCCUUGUCAGGCGGCCAAGGAAGGCUCUGCGUUCAGGUGAGUGAGCAAAGUGCAUGCAUUGUGCCCGGAUCAUCGAGGUGCCUCUGUGCGAGUUAUUUUUCCUCUUACGCAUCCAGCUUUUCUCUCCCUCUCCGCCCCGCUCUCUUCUUUCUUUCUCUUUUUGCUUAUGCAGCAGCCACCGGGAUUACCCGGCGCUCACGGCGGGCGCAUUGGUCGGCUCGUUCUGCAGAUCGAAAGGCGAGGGGAGAAAUUGCUUCUUUUGCAGGUCCUACAGGUCGCUUUGGGACUCAGAGCGAAUGCAGCGCUCCGCGAGGAAUGGAGUUGAUCCUAAUGUUUAAAUGGCUCUGAAAUGGUUAAGACGUGUUGCACAUGUUCAGCAGCUGUUUCGUAACAGCCUCCCCUCAUGGGUAAAGUGUUCGACGCAGCUGGUGGGCCAGGCCCGUGGCGCCUUUAGACAAGGAUGCGCCCUCCCAUUUGAGGUGCCUUAGGCACCUCUCUCUGCUUUGAGGUGCCUUAGGCUGCAGUCCUGAAUUCACUUACCCUGCAUGUAAACCUCUUUGAGCUCCAUAGGACUUGAUUCUUCAUAGGCAUGGUUAGGAAUAUGCUGUUGGUUUUUUGCUGCACUGAGCUUCAGGUUGGGGAAAGACUUUAUUCAAGUUGAUGUGAUGUAGAAAGGGGAUGUAGGGCUUGAACUGUACCCCUGAUUCAAAUCUUCACUCAACCAAGAGGUCAGAAAAAGACACAUGCAGCUCUGAACGUCUUGAAAGAUGCACGCAAUACAAAUAUAAUACUCUUGUGAUAUAUGUGCUAUGUGUUACAACACACUGCAAUACAUUCCCCUUUUCACUUAAGCCCCACUGUGUUCACUGGGGUUGGCUCCUUGUAAGUGUGCACAGGAUUUCAGUCCUCAGUAAGUAGUGUAUGAUGAAUGGGAAACUUAUGAUCCUGGAGAUCUUAUUGAACUACAGUUCCUAAUAGCUCUGACCAUUGGACAUGCUGACGGCAUAUAAUGAGAAUUGAGAGUCCAUUCGCACACAGAGGGCCAUAGGUUCCCAAAUGUUUUAGGAGUUGAGAAUGUAGCCUUACGUGAACUUGCUAGUAUGGCUUCAAAAACACUGCACCCUGUAUCUACUGAUACAAUGCAUACAUGUUUUCAAUAGGAGUCUUAAACAACAUCAUUUAUUCUAAGGACACCUCUUAUGUUUGUUUCUUAACCCAAUAUAAUAUUUUUAAAUCCUUCAGUUUUAAAAGAUGCACAAGCUAUUGGGCUAUAAAUCAACACAAUGUUAGUCUUCUGCUAUUUGCUCUCCCUAGUACGUAUAUGUUUAAAAUGAAGUCCUAAGGAAAAACUUAGGCCCACUCUAGCCUAAAAGUUUGCACACUGUUUUAAAACAAUUGCAUAAUGUUAAGCAUUUGUGAGUCCUCUCUACAGUUUUCUUAGAUGUUGCCAUUUAAAGAUGCCUUGUUGUGGCCAGAGAGGUAGUAAGUAUUUAGGCGAUUUAGCAUAAAACAUUACAGACGUGUGCUACUCAUCUGUUGAGCAAUGAAACGAUGCCAGCCCCAUGAUGAGCUGACAGUUCUAAUAUUUAUUUUUCUUGUAUUGAUAUUCUGCCUUUCUUCCAUCACAGAGCCCAUGUGAUUCUCCUGUAGGUCAUUUGUGAAAAUAGGAAGGAGGGAGAAAAUUGCAUUCAGUAUUAGGUUCUGAAGUUGUUUUCAAAUGAUGUUUAGACUACUUGGUUUUUAAUUUACUACUGUAUGCCCUUAGUGUAUGUGUGCUAAACUUACACCCAUGCAUACUGAUGCAUGCAAACAACCUCGUUGCCCAGUAUGACUAUUUGUCAACUCCUGGGUUAGGAUAGCAACUGGUGUCUUGCCUUGUGUUAGUACUGCCAGAAUGCUCCUACAUAUGCUGAGAAUUACAGCUUCAUGGAGAUAGCUGCAGGUUUCAUAGAUCUCAGCCUUGUGGAAAUGGGGCAUGGUGUGGAAUGAGCACUGCACUGUAGUGGAAGAACGUAAGCAGGGAUGUAGAAGGGAGAGACCUGUGGCCCUCCAGGUGUUGCCGGGUUACAGGUAUCACCAUCUCUGUGUAUGAAGCAAGCCAUGUACAAAGUGAAGCUUAUAACAGCAAUUGGAGAGUAGAACAGGAAACAUUACUAUAUUCAUGGAGGAAUGCAUCAGUGACCAUCUCUGGUCAGGCUGCUCAGCGCUUAUUUUCAGGGUAGCUCUGUAUAUUUAGGAGUGGACAGAAAGGAUUGAGGUGAUUCCAUGAUCACCAGAAUCACUUCACACUUUUGUACAGUGAAAGGAUAUUUCUAAACCAAGUCCUCAUUUCUGCUUCUGCAGAUCUGAACAAGCUCAGUUAUUCUAUCUGCUUUGAACAUACAAGCAAAAUAAAACAAUUUGCUUGAGCAUUGCAGGCGGUACCUUACUAAGUCAUACUCAGAGUAGACCCAUUGAAAGCUAAUCAUUAAGCCCAUUGAUUUCAAUGUGUACUUUACUCAGACACAACCCAGUGUUUUCGCAUCAUCAUUUUCUUGCAUCUAUGACUUUCUCCCCAGUAGACUUGCAUUCAUAAAAAGAGCUUCUCCAUUGCAGUUUGGGGUCAUAUUAGUUUUUCUUUCCUGUAAUUAGUCUCAUUGCUAACGUGGAGAACCAAAUGGAGCAGCAAUCUACAACCACAGAACCAAACUUCUGUGUGUUUGCUGUUCUCUUUUCCCUGUGUUUGCUGAAUAAUCAGAGGGUUCAGAAAUCAGUCAUUUCAUAAUCUGUUCACUUGUAUUGUGAGAGAGGCUGGUCAAGGCCAAAGCGAUUACAUCACAUGUGUAGACAGCACACUUUCACAUGACAUCCCAUUCCAUUCAUUGUGACUGGUUAGGUCUUGUGACUGGGUAAUGUCUGGAUCUUUUGCUAGGUUCUAUCCUUUUGAAAUGCUAAAUAUGCUGCGGAAAUAAAGACUGAAAGGGGGUGGGGAGAAGGACUGGGCUGGGGGCUUUGAUUUUCGCCUUCUCCCCAUUCAAAAACUAGUUCUGCUCAUUUUAACGUUUUAUUUUCCAACUAAACCACUCAAAGUAACAUACCCUCCCCUUCAGAUUACUCUUUUUCGUUAAUCGUGCUGAGUUAACACUGCAGUUCUUUUGCAGCCUCAGGUCAAACGGCCAACAUUUAACAUAGGUGGAGAGGUCCUCCCUUCCUGGUUCCUUCUGAUGUUUCCAGGUGGGAAUCCUGUUGCAUAUAUUAAAGCCCCAUACCCGUUGCUGGGUCCUUGGAAGGUUAUUGGCGAUAGCUACACGCAUUCUGGCUGCGAUUCUUAUAUAGCAGUUUUCCUCCGUCUGGUGUACCCUCCAUAUAUCCGGAGGGCAUUAGGCUAAGGAAGAUGGAUAUAUGAUGACUUCCACGCCACCUCUCCAUGUUUCCUGUGAAGUUGCCAGCAUCCCCUACACAACCACUUUGUGCAUGCCAUCUGUGCAGUUCUGAGUGCAUAAUUUCUAAAAGUGUUUUGACUUAAGCUGAUCUGGAAGCUCUUAUCCCUCAUCCCCUGUUACUUGACGGUGGGUCACUGUUACUGUCAUUUCUUUUCUAUGCUCUGGAACUGAACCCUAUCAGAGGACAAGGUUAUGCCCAAUUUUUGCUCCUUCGGCUGCAGGACCCAUAUGUCAACCUGAAGUGGACAGCUUGCAUGAUCAUGCCCUAUAGAGGCAGAUCAGCUGCUGUGCUGAGUGUCCUUUUCUAGUGCAGUUGUGAAAUCUUUUUGCUUUGCGAUGAGCCAUUAGUAACAAUAAGAGAACUAAACACCUAGCCACAUAGUACCUUUACUCCAUAGUACUGUGAUUGUGUCAUCAAGCUGGACUAGCUGAACUAGUUGAGAGUUCAAAUGUAAAAUAGGCAAUUUAGAAAAGUGUUGAUGACCCACUUCCUAAGGGUGGGGGAAUUGACAUAGUUUGGCUUUUACUUUAUGGCGUAAAGCUUUUUGGCUUCUGAUACAUUCACAUGGGCUUAAAAUUACUAGUAGGCUGGCAAGCAGGUGAAGGAGAUCAUCUCUAUGCCUACGUGCUGUUAUUAAAAGCUCUCUUGGUGUGAUGCCAUCACAAUAUACUACAGGCUGGUUGUGGUGAGCUGUUCAAACUGGUGAUGGUGAGCAUGGGCACAGGCAACAUUUGCAGGAUUGAAACGUAUGGAAUCGCAUGGAGCUCUAGUAUCCGAUUUUAGAAGCAUUUAAGAGUAUCUGAGCGCCCUGAGUAAAUCUGAUGUACAUCUGUGUCUUCUAGAAUCUGGUCCCUCUUCCUUCAGCUGAAUUGACAGGCAUGCAGUGCACGGGUAACAAAACUUGGUUGCAUGUCCAUAGACAAAUCCUGAAUAUUACUCAAGAUCUCUCUUCUGGAGCUUGAGGUUGUCUUUGCUGUUGUCUUGAGCAGCCUGCGGGUGGAGAGAGAGUUAGUGAGACUUCCCCUUUUUUAAAGUGAUCCCAUGAGUGCCUGCUUAUGGAAAUAUUUUGUGGGAAUGUAUCUCCCCCCCCCCCCCAGAUUUUAUACCCUGGUCCAGCACGGUUGAUAAAUUUGACUACGGGCAUUUCCACCUUAGCAGCAUCCUUAUUUGGAAAUGUGUGAUAUAAGCGGCACAGCUGCAGUAUAACUUAUUUCCUGCUGAAAACCAAAAUGAAAACAUAUUAAAACCAGUGUUCAAUAAUUUGCUAAAACUGCUGCAUCUAAAUAAUACCUUGGGAUAUGUGUUAGCAAGUUUUAAACACAGUAGGCUUCUGCUUUGAAUACACUUAAGCUUUGAAUACUCCAGUUCUGUCCUUUCUAGGAUUUGCAACUGAACACAUGCUUUAUUGCUGCUGUUCAGGAUCCUUAGCUGGUAACAAUAUGUUAGCUUUGGUGAAUGAGCUCAUUCAGUUGGCAGUAGAUUGCAAGCCAUUCCUUUGGUCAUGCUGCAAUGCUUAGAGAGAGUCUGCCAGCAUGAAAUUUAAAAAUUAGCAAUGCUCCAUUGCUGGUAAAAGGGAAGAAAGCGUAAAUGAAUUUUUUUGCUUACUUGUUACUUACUUUAAUGGUACUAUAGAGGCUCUGGAACAACACUAAAUGUAAGGCUGUGUGGAUUUCUACUGUGUUCCUGUUAUAAAGUAUAAAUUCUACACCUUGUGAUUUUUCGUGUCAGUAAUUUGGUAUGAAGAAGCACCUUGAGUCAGGUGUGCAACUUGGCAGAUUUUUAGGAAAGAUAGGUGAGAAAGUGGUGGUCAAAACAACUGCUGGAAAAUAGAGGGAGAGACAAAUGGCUGGGAGCAAUUUGGUAUUGUAUCAAAUAUCUUCUGUAUCUUCUUUCUUCUUUGUCGAUCACUCGUAGCCGAGUAAGAUUGUCUUUCAUAAACACGGUUUUAGCAAUGAGUCAGUAAGUGACUGUGGAGGCCAAUUCUGGAUCCACACAUCCUUCCACAGUGGGGACAUUGGUUUCUGGGCGGGAGUUGAUCAUGGUGUGGAUUUGCCAAGCGAGCCUUCCUCUUAGCACGUUUCUCCCUUGCGUCCUGAGUUCGCUCAAUGGUAUCUUCUGUAUAUAGCAAAGUGAGCUACUAUAUAAAGAGGAAAGCAAAGGUUUGGUACCUAGAUAGGUGGUCACUGGUCCAUUGUGUCUUUUGCUUGAGUAUUGGCACUAACCUGAAAGACUAAGGGAAGGGAAGGGAAGGGAAGUGGUGGUUGCGUGAAGGCUAGGUUGCAAGAGAGUUCAGUAUGUGAAUCUAUAUAACAUGUUUAUUGCUUAUGAAGUAUUUGAGGUUAGGUAAGGGCUUUUCAUUUUAUUUUUUUAAAAUGAGGUGCAUGAGUGAAUUCGUAAGUGUCAUUAAGCUUCUCUAAGACUGAAAGGGUUUGGAUGGUUGUUGUUUUUGUCGCAGAACUUUAUUCAGAGGAGAGAGCUGCUUCUGGUUACCAUGGAAACAUAUUUUUGGCAGAAAGCAGGAGGCCUUCAGGCAGGACUUCUCCCUGGAUUUAUUUCGAAUAAUUUCUAAACCACUUCAAGAUAGGAUCUCAGAGCGCCUUAUGACAAGAAACACAACAUAACAGCAGGAGUGUCUCAGUGAGAACAGUAUGGUAAAACACUUCAUUAAAACAUCAUCAGCUUAAUUCAGGGGCAGUGAAAACUGGCAGCAACUACCAGGAGAUGCCUGGGCAAAGAGACAUGCGAUUUGACUUCACCCCCUGAAGCACACUCUAUUGUCUCUUGAGACAGACAGAUGCCAACAACAACAGUAUAAAAUACAGUGCUAAUGUUCCUAUUUUCUUGAUAUAAAACUGUAAUUGAGUUAUUGUAGUUAUAAGUUAAACGGGACUGCCACAAAAUAUUGCAGUGGGGAGUGCUUCUUCAGCUUGGUAUUGCAGUCACUUCAUUCUAUUCCUGCUCCCCAGUUCCCCAGUUUCCUUUUAUUUCUUUUCAUUCUGCACCAGACCAGAACCUUCUAUAUUCACUAAGCAUGCUCAGCCUUAAUUUGGCUGCAUCAGUUCUCCCUGCACCCUGCAUCAUACCAGGGUUUUUUUGCACAUGAGGUGCACCUACUUCUACCACAUCAAACCUUUUAUAGGCAGCUCUUGCUUCCAUCCAUAACCAUCCCUGGUGACAUUUACAAAUCCGGACAAUAAAGAGGUUACCUCUCAAAGAGCAAGAAUUUCCAGGACCCUUGGCAAACUACAGUUCCCAGGAAUAUUUUUUAUUGGGGGGGGAGCCAUAUGCUUUAAAUGUAUGGUGUAGAUCUGACCUUGGAAUGACAUUUUACAUGUCAUACCAGAACGUCGUGCAAGAAAAGUGAAACUAAACUCAAAACACGUUAUUUUGCAAGAGGUCACAUAGGCGGAAGCACGAGAGCUGCUAUAGAACCUACCUAUUAUAACAUUACACAAACGCGUCUGCAGACUCUUGCAUAAGUGUUUGCGGAACAAUGCUAAAGGCAAUAUCCCUACCGUUCAUGGGGGCGUGUUGCAUUCAACCUUUGAUAGAUAAGUCUUGUCUCUGGAAUCUAUUGCCACUUUUGCUACAAGAGACAGCUUAAGGCCGUGUUAUGGGUGAAACCAUUUUAGCCUUUUAAUGCUCCAUUUCCAGUUUUAAUAUUAGAUCAGAUAAUGUUGCAAUGUGAUUGCUAAAUGUCCACUCAUAUUGUGAAUUCUCAUUAAGUCUAAAUUGAAAUAUCUUUCAUUGUAGCAAAAUUAUUCUGUCGCAUGUGCAAGCUAUAAAAAAGAGCUCUUCCAUCCUUCUCAAUAAACCUUUUUUUAAAAAAAAAUCUUCUCCUUUGAAAUGAAUAUAGUAAGUUGACUCCAGCAAUUUUACCAGCUCCCAUAUACCUUGACAAAUGAGUAUAAAAAACAGUGAAGCCAUUUCCGGACUUCAGUUUAUCAUCUAUCUCAUCGGAGGCAGGAUUUCCUAGCAUUCAUCACCAGUUGAAUAUGUAAACAUCACUCCAUAGUGGGGUUUUUUUAAUGUUACAUGCUGAUAAAGUUAUAAUGGUAGGCAUUGUACCUUUCUUCAUUCUCCUUGCACAAAGACUUAUGUGCAUUGUGCUAGUUGUGACAAUUCUAUUCCUCUUCAUACUUUAGAAUAACACCUAUACGAGCAUGUUAACUUGAGGAUAGUUCCAAUGGGAGACUAUUAUUAUUAUAUAACUUAUAUAAUAUAACCCUUGUUCUUUUAAUCUCAUCUAAUUAUCUAGCACAGCUGUUGCUUAGUCUUCAAAUGGCAAGCCAUGAAAUAACAUUUAUUAAGCAAAUCAAAGAUCUGGUUCAUGUCAUAUUCUGUGGCUACUUCUUUCCUUUCCCCAGAGUCUCCUAAAUCCGUUUUCACUUGUGGUGCUUUGAUGUGGUGCAUUAAUGUUUGUUUUUUGUUCAGUGGGUGAUGGUAGCUUAAACAUUUUGAUGCAAACAGCAGUAUUGUAGUCAAAAAUUCUGAAGUGCAGCACUGUUGGUGACAAUGCAUAGCCGUGUCCCCAAAGCUAUGCCACUUCUAGGAUUAUAGAACAAAAAUGAACUUCUGACCAAUGCAAACAUUAUAGCUUCUAAAGCAGGGAUAGGCAACCUAAGGCCAUUGAGCCAGAUGCGGCCCAAUCACCUUCUCAAUCCAGCCCAUGGAUGGUCGCAGAAUCGGCGUGUUUUUACAUGAGUAGAAUGUGUGCUUUUAUUUAAAAUGCAUCUCUGGGUUAUUAGUGGGGCAUAGGAAUUCGUUCAUUUUUUUCCUUCAAAAUAUAGUCCGGCCUACCACAUGGUCUGAGGGACGGUGGACCAGCCCAAGGCUGAAAAAGGUUGCUGACUCCUGUUCUAAAGCAACCCAGCUUUCUUCGUACUGUGAUCUCCACUUUAACAUCUAGCCUGAUGAAGAGUUCUGGUGGAUUCCAAAGCUUGCACACUAUUCUGUGACAUUUGUGUUUAUCAUAUUAAAGUGGUUUUGGAGUUUUGCAAAAUAAAAGUGGUACUUUAACCCAUAGUUUUUGGUGUGCAUAGCUAUAUAUAUUUAUAUAUAUCUCCUUCUGCUUGGCUUACUUGGUGGAUAUCUCUCUAAGAAAAACUUACUUAUUUGGAAUGCCAAAGACUGGCAGAUAGUGCCCCAGGAGAUGCCAUCAUAAUCUCUGCUGUGCUGGUGUUGCAUCAUCCUUGCCCAUCCUUGCUCUGCCACACUUUUGGUUGUAAGAGCAGCAGCAUCAUUUUGGGCUCAGUACGCAAGACUGAAUGCUGGCCCUCUUUCCUAUAGCAGUGCACUGAAUUUAGGUAGCUGUUUCCUACCUCCAUCUGUAGGCAGGUUGAGAUCCUACCUGCCCACAGACAGGGGGCAGUCUCGCCAGAGUGGUACAUGCCCUGGUUAUCUCCCGCUUGGACUACUGCAAUGCACUUUACGUGGGGCUACCUUUGAAGGUGGCUCGAAAGCUACAACUAAUCCAGAAUGUGGCAGCAAGACUGGUGACUGGGAAUGGCCGCUGAGACAUAUAACUCCGGUCCUAAAGGAUCUUCACUGGCUCCCAGUACGUUUCCAAGCACAAGUCAAAGUGUUGGUGCUGACCUUUAAAGCCCUAAACUGCCUCAGCCCAGUAUACUUGAAGGAGCAUCUCCACCCCCAUCACUCAGCCCGGACACGGAGGUCCUCCUUCUAGGGUCUUCUGCUGGUUCCCUCACUGCAAGACGUGAAGUUACAGGGAACCAGGCAGAGGGCCUUCUCGGUAGUGGCACACUCCCUGUGGAAUGCCCUCCCUUCAGAUGUCAAGAAGAUAAAGCAUUACACAACUUUUAGAAGACAUCUGAAGGCAGUCCUGUAUCAGGAGGUUUUUAACACAUUAUGUUUUUAUUAUGUUUUUAGAUACGUUGUAAGCCACCCAGAUUGGCUGGGGGAUCCCAGCCAGAUGGGCGGGGCAUAAAUAAUAAAAUUAUUAUUAUUAGCUGACUACUUUUAUUGAAAAGGCCUUUGAGCUGCAUCACUGAAACAGUUCUGAAGCAGCACUUUUAAUCAAGCUGGUGCUUUCUGGUCAUUGAGCAGGUAACAGAAGCAACAUUAAUUUCUGUAUGUGUGUGUGUGUGUGAGAGAGAGAGAGAGAGAGAGAACCCCUAACACUCCUCCACAAACAGGAACAUGGAAACUGCUGAACAAACUAGGAAGCACCAGUCAGAAAAUGUAGCCAAGCCCAUGUAUCAGGAUGCCAAACCCAGGUGUGGUCAGGAAGACUCAGCUGACCUGUGCCUGCUGUACAGGAAAUCUUGGGCAAUGACAUCAGUUAGUAAUGAAGGGCAAAAAAUGAAGCUGGUGCAAUCGACGACUGUGGGUGCUAAUUGUAUCUAUUACCUGGGCUCUCUGCCGUCACAGAAAGGCUUUGAUUUUUAAAAUGAUACGUUUAAAAUACAUGGUAGAGGCUUGAGGGAAAGGUGUGGUGGGUUGGGAAGGUAAAUGCAGGCACAUUAAGGCAUAAGGUAGAUUUCUGUGUCUGGCAAAGAGCUUUUCAGUUGGUUAUGUCCUGGCAGCCUCUCUGCUGAGCACUGUGUUCUUGGAAGUUGGAUGCAUCACAUGGUUCCGUCUGGAACAAGUGCCCUAUGAAAUGAGGCAUCAUCUGAGAUGAGGAAGGAUGAAUGCGAAAUGCAAUGACUCUGGGCAGAACCCCACCCCUUGUUUAGAAAACAGCAAAUGCUUUGGCAAAACAGCUUUGUGCACCAGCAAAGAUUAAAUGGAUGCGGGAAGUUUGGUGCUAGACCUUAAUUGUGCUUGCGUUCCAUAUUGAUACAUCAAGGAAGACAAAGAUCUUGUAAUGUAAUAUAUAUCACAAGUCUCUCAAGACCUCCAGGUGUGUGUGACUGUGUGUAUGUAGGUGUUUGUGUUUAAAAACAAAUCAGACUUGAACUAUUACCCCCACUUCCCUACUUCUUAUGUAAAAGAAUCAAUUUGUUUUCAUUUACUUGCAUGGCUGCCAACCUAUUUCUUAAAGAGCUCCUGUACCUUCUAAACCAGUGGUUCCCAACAGUUUUUUGGCCAUGCCCCACCUAAGCACCCCUAAAAUCCUGAUUCCCCCGACAUAUAAUUAUUGUUAUUCAAAAAGUGAACUGCUAUUCACGUGGAGGAAGCCUAAAAGGCCACUCACUGUUAAUAACUCAUUCUCGAAUUGCCCCCUUUAAAAAUUAAAUUGCCCCCUGUGGGGUGUGUACCCCACAUUGGGAACCAUGGUUCUAAACUAUGAUUUAUUAUUAUUUAUUGCAUUUAUAUCCCUCAUUUUUCUCCAAGGAGCUCAAAGUGGUAUACAUGGUUUUCCCCUCAUCAUUUAAUCCCCACAACAACCCCGUGAGGUAGGUUAAGCUGAGAUGCAGUGAGUGGCCUAAAGUAACCCAAUGAUCUUCAUGGCUGAGUGGGGAUUUGAACCCUGGUCUCCCGGGUCCUAGUCUGACUCUAGCCACUACAUCACACUGGCUGUCUAAAUAUGUGUGUGAUAACCCAGCAAGUGGUUUUGUUUUUUCCCAUUGCUGCAUCUUCAUGCCAGGAAAAUUUAUGCCACUUCCAUACACACACAUAGUUGGUUGGCAUCUGUCUCGGGAGACAGUGGGGGAAUGCGCCUUUGGAGGUGAAGUCAAACUAUUGGAAGGUUGUAGCACCUUCUGUAGCUGUAGAGACUAAUGCAGGAGAGACAUGUUUUGUUGCAGCUGGGGCAGAUGUGGGGAAAGUAUAUAAUGGAACUAAAGUGUCCUAUAAUCUGGAGCUAAUGGCCAUGUUUGCACACCAUGUUAAACUAGAUUAGUGCAAAGUGAAGGAGGUGUAGCAAACCUCAUGCUCAUGCCUUCCCCUUCUGUACUCCUGCAUGGGUUCAAGUUGGCUUGUUUUCAAACUAGCCAUAGGUAUUAGCAACAUUUUGUCAUUUUGGACUAAGCAGCAGCCCAUGGUUAAGCAGAAGCAAAGCCUUCCAAAUUCUUCUGCAUGGAAAGAAAGAGAAGGGAGGACACAAGAGCCAUACUGGAUCAAGCCCCAGGCCUAUUUGUCUGUUCCCACAGUGGUUAACCAGUUGCCUAUGUAAAGCCUGCAAGCAGGAUAGUGGCACCCAUCCCACUUGUGAUUCCUAGCAUCUGGUAUACAGAGGUGCACUUGCCACUACCCUGUGUGGUUUAGUGCAGCCUUUCUCAACUUGAUGCCCUCCAGUUGUUGUCCAGUUAUAGCUCCCAUCUUAACUGGCCAUGGGCCAACCUGCCUAUGGCCGGUGGAAGUUGUAGUCCCAACAGCAUGAAGUGCUGACUUUAUUCCUUAAGUUCCAUUCUGUCCAUUUGUGCCAGAGGCAAAAGCAAUAAUGGAUCUAAAAUAAAUCUGCAGUGUUGCUCAGUUGACUUAAAACACUGGUUGUGUUUGACUGUAACUUAAGUGUAAAGGGCAGGGUGGAGUGUCUCUUAGGAAUCUCUCCAGGCCUUCAAAAUUUUCCUGUGCUCUUUAACCAGCCCCUGUGUGUUGAUCAUCAUCUCGCACUAUAUGGGAAUUGCUUACAAUAUUAUCAGCACUAGAAGACAAACAUUCUAAGGGGUGGGAGGUAGGGAGGUCGCUGUCCCUUCCUUUGUGUUAAUCAUUCCCUACCGAUAACCUGUGGCAUUGGUGACAGGUUCCUGUUUGCAUUGGAAGUGAUGGUGCUGAGACACAAGGUUGCUAAGAGCUGUCAGAUGACACUUGCUCACAUGAGCCCAUUAGGAGGGUGUUGCAGCCAGUUUUAAAACAAGUUUGCAACUAGGGAGUCAGUCAGAAAGCAACCUCUCUCUCUAUAUCCAAGGCCAUCUGGUUAGGUCUUGUGAUCAAAUAAUUGCUAGCUACAGAAGCAUACCAGGAAGCAAGAUAGUCAUAGCUCUUACUAGUUACUGCAUCUGACAGCAAAUUGGUUGGAUUACUAGGAUAUUCAAGUUGUGCUUAUUUCUUUUUUUGAAAUUAAAUUAUGUAGUGCAUUGUGAGCCUUUGGAAUAGAGAAUAUUUACAGGCAUGAUGCAGCAAGGACCACUCCUUUAAAGAAAGAAGACGACAACAAAGAAGAAGAAGGAAACCCAAAUGAAUGCUGUUCAAUUCUUGGUUGAAUUUCCCCCCCAGUGAGAAAGUUCAUAACCAAUAGAUACUGAACUGUAAUGAAGGACCCUAGGUAGAUCACUCUUCAAUACACAGUGGCUACUUCAAAGAAGUGAUGAAAGUGUGUUUGUGUAAAAGAGAGAGGGAAUACCUGUGAGCUCAACAUGUGUGGAGGCCCGCCAAAGACGUCGAACAGCACAGGGGACCAGACUGAAAAAGGAAGAGAGAUUUGUGGUUCCUCUACCACACUGGAGAACAGCUUUUCAAAGGCAAGGUUGAAUAAGGCUAAGAAACCACUUGUGGUGGAAAAGAGUUGCAGUUAUUCAAAGGGAGUAUCUGGAAAGCUAUCAAAAAGGUAGGAAAGCUUAAUUCAGAAAUUGCAUUUGGGUGGGGUAGGACUUUGAGACCAUGCGUUCUAACUUGCAUAGGAGAAAAGUAAGACUAAUCCUAAAAAGGGGCAUCACAGUUUUAGCCAAUUAACCUUUUUUCCAGGGAAUCACUCAACAGUUACCCUUAAUAUCUUAACUAUAUUGCAUAUUGGAUGCUAACAAAUUACUGUGUAGGUUAGUUGGAAUCUUAACUAACUGGGAGAAGGAAGUGUUUGACUGAAAUGUUGUGCCUGCAUUGGUUGUGUAUAUUAAGAUAAGGAGAUUGAAAAAGGAUUCUCCAUGUGUGGCCCUAUGAGCUACAGAUGUGGUUUACCAAUAAAGUGCUAGCAAUAAGUGAAAUUCUUUAAAGUUUACAAUUUGAAUAGCUUCCUCAAAAGGCAAUGUAAAACAGGCUGAUUUUACACACAUGCUACCUUCAGCACUUCAUCAUUUAACAAAAUUAAUGUACCGCUUGCUUGUCAAUCGAACCUCUAAUUAAUUUACAAAAAAAUAAAGCCAGCCUGAAAAUAAAGAAGAAAUUUUAAAAAUAAAAAACCUUUACAAUAAGUGGGAAAAGAUUAAAAUACAUGUUUGUCUAAAAUAAAAUGUUUUCAGCAGGUGCCAAUAGGAGUGCAGUGAAGAUGUGAGAUAGUUCUGAAGAGUAGGUGUUGCCAUGCUAAAAGAUAUAUUUUCUUUCAAGUGUGGAGUGGAUAUUCUGUGGCACCUAUAAAGUGGCAAUGAAACAGUAGUGUGGGCAUACGUUGGUAGCUCCAGAAAACUAGUUCGAUUUGUCUUUUGAACAUCUGAAGUUGAAGUUCUCCAUGAAGGCAGGUUGUAUGUAUUCAGCAACUUGGAAAAAGAAGCAGAUUUCCACUUUCCUGUAGUAAUAUAUAUUGCAGUACAAACCCACAGUUAUGUUCAGAAACUCAAAUGCCCAGGAAGGGAGAGGGCAGGUUGGUGUUAGAAGUGUGUUCAGUGGCGAAAGAACUGCAGUCCUUUUCAACAUGUAGAUUAUUUUGUCACCCAAGAACAGUGUUUGGUGACCUUUCCUUAGCACAGAGCUGGAUGUCUUGCAGAUACUGAGCCAUGUAUUGUAUAAUAUUGAAAGAAACAGAUUUUGACUUCUCUCUUAUAGUUGGCGGAAUCAAGGAGUUCAGUCACCUGUGAGAUUCUAAGCCAGGGAUUCGAGAGUCUGUAGCACACCUGGAUGUUGCUGAACUACAACUCCCAUCAUCCCUGACUGGAAUCAUCAUGUUGACUGGAACUGAUGAAGUCCAGCAGCAACAUCUGGAGAAGCUGCAGGUUUCCCACCCAUCUUAGGCCAUUGACAAAGAGGAGUGUAUAUGCGGGUACUCUUUGCUGACCACUUGUAAUAUGCACAAACAUUUGAGGAUUGCUAGCCUAUAGAAAGCAAAAAGUUUAAUAAACAUUACUUUAAAUGUUUUCCUUCUGGCUAAGGAAAGGUACCCAUUUCCCCCUUCCUCAAAGAUAUGGUAUAUCUUUCUUUUUUUAAAAAAAAAGAAGAAGUUUUAAAAUCCUACUUUUUAAAGCGCUUUUGGGAGAGAACCAAAACUUUUGCAUGCUGAGGAUAAAUUAAUGUUGCCUAAUAGCAUGUGUUCUCUCUCUACCCUGUAGGUGUGGUCUAGCUGGGUCAUGGCUGUACUGAAUUGAAACUAUGAUACAUAAGGGAAGCCUCUGCUAGAAAAUGCAUAUCUCUAUGUUGCAACAGCAAAGGACUGCACUGUAGCAGCCCUUUCAAAUAUUUCCAUGUGCUCUAAAGUCUUGUGCAUUUCAAAAGUGCAGGGUGGCAAUGCCAUGUGAUUCAAGUACAGUACUGGCAAACAGAUCCAAGUUCUGUUUUCAUUGGAAACUUAAAAGAGCACAUUUGAACCCAAAAGAUAAUCAAUAAUUCUUCCUAAAAAUGCAUAACAAGGAAUACACAAGUUGGUCUUACCUGUUAAAAUGGUAACUACUUUUAGAAGACACAUCUACUUAUUUCUUACCUAUUUGAGUUUAUUAGAGCUCUUUGUUGCUAAUACCGGGUAAGAUAAGUUUAAUAGUAGUGGUCAGAUUUCAGGUUGCUUGAUAAUGCAUAUAAUGUGAGAGCCCUCCCGUUGGUUUUUUUAACUGUAUGAACAAGCUGAACUGUAUGUCAUAGAUUUGCAUGAAAAUGGUGGAUAGUGGAGGAACUGGUAAUUGGCAUCUACAAUAGAAGAGACAGCUAUGACUCUUCCGUAUAUGCCAGUAAACCAUAUGUAACAAUUUCUCUAUGCCAUAAUAGAAAAAAAUGGUAAUACACAUCUACUCUUGUUAUCCUGCCUUCAAACACAAGGAAGCAUUUGUCAGAAGGGAAAGAGAAUGUUCUACCUAUUAACCUGGGGUAGCCAGAUGUCAAGUAUUUUCUUCCUGCCUGUGGGCUGGACUUAGUGAAUGUCCAGUAUCCUCUCUGAUUGGAUGCUGAUGCUUUGCUCCCUGUCCUGAAUUCAGCUAUUUAAAAAAAGAGUUUGAUUUGUGGCUACACCUCUUCUCUGGCAGAAUCGGACCUUGGCAUGCUGAAGGAUGCUUAAGUGAUUUUUAUAUGUGUUCAGGUAGAAUUUUAGGGUUGUUUUUUUUUAAAUCCAAGUCUUAAGGGUUACCUAGACAAUAUUGUUGUGUGGUUUUUCUUUCUUCCUUUUAAGGCAACCUGCAAUUUCACUUGAAUGGUUUAUUAAGGGUCUUAAAUUAGAAACCUGGAGUUGAGUAAUGAGGUUUGGUAUGUCUCGCCACACUGACUGUCCCGGCUAAUACUAGGGUUAGGGUUAGCUGUGGCUUUCCAGUUAACUCCUGUAUAUACUGUGGCCAUCCCACAUUAAUACUGAACAUUACAUGUAGGCAUGUAUGUGGAGAUGUAUGUGGUAUUCCUAUAAGUUGGAAAGCGACUCUUCAGAAUUUUCUGCCUAUACUUACACUAAUUCUUCAUCAUACUAAAUGGAAAUGUAACAGAGUCUCACAUGUACAGAAUGCAAACUUUUCUUUUCUUUUUUACUUGCUUUAGUUACUUUAGCCAACCUUAUUUAUUUAUGAGCACUUUUUGAAAGCAGGGUUGUUAUUUUAAAGUGUAUUUGACACUACAGGGGGUUUGACUUAACUUUUGAAAUGGCUCGUGAUGUAAUAUCCAACUGUUCUGCUACCUUUUCAGUGUGAAUGUAUGAAGAACAUUUGUGGCUUUAACAUUCACAAGACCACUCCAUGGAAAAAGUCUCUUGAAUAAAUGGCUAUUUAUCUUCAUUCCUUCUUGUAUUUACAAUUCACAGCUGGUCCUCUUCAGGGUUUGACCUAAAUGAAAUUCGCUUGAUAGUCUAUCAAGAUUGUGAGAGGCGGGGCAGACAGGUCUUGUUUGACUCCACAGCAGUCCACAAAAUUGAUGAGACAACAGUUCAGGUAUGGGUUUUGUUGUUUCUUCCUUUUAUCCAGCCAUAAAAAUAAAAUAGGAAAAUGACCACAAUUUUUUAAUAUCACAAUUAUCAUAAUAUUUAUUUAUAUCCCGCCUUUACUUAAGGCUUAAGAAUACAAACAUCACCAUUCUUUUCUCUUGCCUGAGAUCUUUCCCUCUUCCUGCUACCCAACUCCUUUGCCUCUAGGUGUACGUAGACUUGGUUGUCUCCACAGGUCUGUAUGCAAACUCUGGCUGCAUACACGCCAUGUAUUAAGGCAUACGGCUCCCCCCCCCCCCGAAUCAUGGGAACUGUAGUUUUUCCUCCCACUGAGCUGCAGUUCCCAACAUGUUCAACAAACCAGUUUCCAGGAUUCUCUGCGGGGGAAGCCAUGUGCUUUAAACAUAUGGUGUGCAAUGCAUCUGGCUCUAUGAUGUCGUCUUGGAAUAAAAGCUCAUUUUGAAUACAGUUUACACACAAGGCUCAGCUUUGGCUGAUUGAUGUAAAUUACUUCUGUCCAUUCCAGAUGUGGUUUCCAUUUCACUCCUCACUUUGCUGGGUUUUUCCCCCUGAACUCUUUAAAAAAGAGUCUUCAGAGCAGCAGCAACCAAAUGUACAGGUUGAGCCAACUUCCCAUUGGGCUUGUUUAUCUGGAAGCCUAGGCUGGCUACUUGCAUGUAAAAAGCAGAGCUUAAUCAUGAAGUACAGCUAAUGAAUUCUGUUCCAGGCUUUUCCUGUGGGUGGCCCACAGGCAAACGCAUUACAGAAGGCUUUUCUCUCCCUACCCCCCCCCCUUGUCAGUAGCUUGUGUCAAACACAUGACAACCAACAAUUUUGCUCUUUCCCUAAUGACAGUCACAUUGGGGGAUUAGAUUAACAGCCCUUAACUAAAUGUAGUACAAAGCAAAAUCUCUUACAAAAGGAAUGUAAAUAGGUGGUUUGAAUGUGCAAAAGGCCUGUGUGCUUUAUGGGGGCAGAUAAGGAGUAGGUGUGAGGCUGGAGAGGAGAAAACCCUGUUAUGCUCCUGCUUUUACUGAGUUCGGGUUUUUAUUGACCUUCUAAAACCGAUGGCUUGUUGGGCUCGUUUUUACCUCAAGGAGCAUGUGGCAAUGAGCUCACCUCCCCACUCCCACUCCCUCACAGCCCUGCUAAUCAAUGAGUUUAAACUAAAAUAAUAAAUUAGGCCCCCAUCUGCACUAUAUAUUCAAAAGAGUAUUCUACCACUUUAAACAGCCAUGGCUGUCCCUCACAAGAAUCCUGGGAAAUUUGAGAAGGGUGCUGGGAAUUGCUUUGUUGUUUAGUCAUUUGGUCAUGUCCAACUCUUCGUGACCCCAUGGACCAGAGCACGCCAGGCACUUCUGUCUUCCACUGCCUCCCGCAGUUUGGUCAGACUCAUUCUGGUAGCUUCAAGAACACUAUCCAACCAUCUCAUCCUCUGCCAUCCCCUUCUCCUUGUGCCCUCCAUCUUUCCCAACAUCAGGGUCUUUUCCAGGGAGUCUUCUCUUCUCAUGAGGUGGCCAAAGUAUUGGAGCCUCAGCUUCACGAUCUGUCCUUCCAGUGAGCACUCAGGGUUGAUUCCCAGAGUUCCCUGAGUUCCCUGAGAAGAGAGGUUGAUUGCAGGGGCAUAGCGUUGGGGGGACACACUCAGGUUGUCAACCCAGAUGCACCACUUUGUGGGAGCAUGGUAAUGAGGCAAACCCCCCCCCCCCACGCAGGGCUCCCUGUCCCACCCUGCCUGCCACUAGAGGUCUCUGAGCCCUGGAGCCUGGCCUGGCCUGGACACCAUGAAGAGUUAGUCCUCAGAACAUGGGCUUUGUGUGUAAAUAGAAGACAGGAAAGGUUUGGGGGUCUGAGCGCAACAAAAGUGCUUGGUUGUAUUGAGGAAAGUGAAACCAGAAAAGUCCAGUGCAUAUACUGCAGCCUUUGGCUGCCUGGUGCCCUACAGAUGUUGGGACUACAACUCCCAUCAGCCUCAACGAACAUCUGGCUGGGAUGAUGUCAUUUGGGAGUGCAACAACAUCUGGAAAGCACCCAAUUAGCAGAUCAGGAAAACAGCCAUGACCAGGAUUAAAAGUGCAAGUGGAUCCAUUUUAACAUGGAGACAAUGUUUUCUGCACUGAAAUGCCCCAGGGUUGCUUAGAAAUUAUGGGGAUUCUGCAUUACCAUGAAUUAAUAUAUUUCCUCCUCUAGGAUGCUUCUGGGAAGACUUGGGGCAAGGGCUGCCAAACAACCGGUGGAGCCAGUGCAGCUUCUCCCUGUAGUUCUUCAAUGGACAGUAGGCAGAACGUCAGUGAAGACAUUCCUAAGUAUCAGGUAACCUGAACAUGAGAACUGGCAUCUAUACAUACCCCCAAGUCAACUGAAUCGAAAACCAGAUUUGUCUUAUGUUUUGCCACAUAUCUGGUAAGGAAUCACUUUCCAUUUGGCCUGGAGGGAUAAAUCUUCACCAUCUAUUUAUGUAAUGAUUUGAGGGCCUUAAUGCCCUUGCUACAUUCAAAAGUACUUUCUGUAAACACCAAUUUUGGAUACUUAAAAAGGCAUUUGGAUGGCAUGUAUCAAUUUGUAUGUAUAAAUUAAGAUGGAUGUAUUGAUGCUUAUUCCCUUCUUUAUUUCCCUUUCUUUUUUUCUUUAAUACAUUUGCAUUUUUUAAAAAAGCAGUUAAAAUGAAUAGCUUUACAAGUUGCACUGUGCUGAAAAUGGCUAAAUUCUCACUAGAGCUGAUGUCUGAAGAGGAAGGAGUAUAAAAUGCUUAGUACAUUUUAAUUCUGCAUAUCCCAUGUUUGUUGUACACCAGCUUCUUUAAACUAAAAAUGGUAUGGAUUUUAUGUGAAUGAUGAAAUAGACAUGCAACAGAAAAUCAAUUGGGGGGGGGAGUAAAAAUAAAUAAAUGAAAUUUAGUAUAUUAUACGUAUUGCUGCUUUAAAAUCCCAAACAUGUAUAUAUUUUUGUUUCAAUAGACCUUCUUUUGCUCCAUGAUCUCGUACAUAUCCUUUUGGGGGGGGGUUAAAUUGUGGCAGCUAAAAAUGUAUUCAAAAUCAGAUUGUAAUAUGAUGUCCCCCAUUUUCACUCUGCCUGCUUUUAGUAGCGGCUGUGCAGAAUCGUUAGAACUUUGGUAAUUCAGUAAUGCUAUGCCUGUUGUGUUUUCACUUGCUUGUGUUAAUACUUCUUUGGGACUCAAUGUACUACAACGGUACAUCUCAAAAGCUGCUUGGUUUAGAAGCAGCAUAUGGCAAAGUUUGCGAAAGUAACUGUUUUUCCUUCCUUCUAGUACACCAGGCCAGCUUCUGAUGUCAACAUGUUGGGAGAGAUGAUGUUUGGUUCAGUAGCAAUGAGUUACAAAGGCUCUACACUGAAGAUCCACUAUAUACGGUGAGCUAAUGCCUCCAGUUCCUUCUUGUUGUCAUGGAGUUCUUACUGGAACAGCUGAAUUAUUAGUUUUAUUGUUUAUCCUUUCAGCUCUCCUCCGCAGCUUAUGAUGAGCAAAGUUUUCUCUGCCAGAGUAGGCAGCUUCUGUGGAAGUGCAAAUAGGUGAGAGCAUCUUCCUUUCUCGCUUUUACUGUUUUCAGAUUCAGAUUUUCAAGGGGGAGGCAUUUCUCACUCAACUCAGUAUUUUAUUUUUUGAAAAAUCCUGCCUUGGUAAUCGUAAACUAAGAGUGCAACACCGCAAAUUAUUUUUGUGUGGUUAAGGCACAGGUGUCAAGUCCUAUGAAACUCAACUGUAAAUUUAAGGGGUUUGGCUUCAGAAUUCACAAUAAGCAGCUAGAAGUGGCUAUGUAAAGAUAACUAAGUUCUUAAAAGUGGAGGGAUUCAUCAUUUGGUGUAAAGGAAUAAGAAACUCCUGGGCACAUGGUCAUCACUUCAAGUUGUGGUGGUGUUACUUAGUGUUACAGCCAACAAGAGCCUUCUGUCAGUGCAAAGAUUUACACUUGGGUAGUGGACUUUCCUUUCCUCACUUCUUACUCCCACAAAUCUGCUCUGCAGGGUUGGGGGGACCCCCAGAACAGAUUUAGAGGGUGAGUGGGGACAGAGGAGACCAAGGGAAAGUUAUGUUGUGCAAACUCAAAUCCUUAUGUUGUUGGAGUGAAUUACUUAGUGCUACUUGGGAUGCAACCUAUAGAUCUUGACUUUUUUCCAUUGCAGUGCUGCCUGCUGUGUGGGGGUGAAAUCGAUGCUAUCUUACAUAAGUUUAGAAAUCUCUUUAUGUUCAUGGAUAGCCAAUUGCAGGGGUACAGGGAGGGCAGCAUGGGGAGGAAGUGCUCAAUGGCAACUUAAUCCAUCUUUCUUGGAUGGAUGUUUCUUUUACAGCUUGCAAGGUAGCUUUGAAUACAUGAAUCAAGAACCCAAUUUAGCAAGACUGAACUCUAAUCCAAAUAGUUUGGGCCCCUGCCACAGUGGAAGUAACCUGGGUAAGUACAUUCAGCGGUUUAAUUAUUUGUGUGCGCCACAAGUUUUGGUUCGUGGGUCUGUUACAUUUCCAUGUAAUCUGAUUUUGUUUUGUUUUGUAUGUUUCUUGUGUUGCUGCCUUCUAGGUGUAUUGCAGCUGUGUAGCAACAAACUGCUGCAUGGUGUGGCUGAAGGGGGGCCUCUCUGGCUCACCCAGAGUGCUUCCUUCUUUGCAGGUUUGUGUGCAGCGUCGAGCACAGGGUGAUGCACCUGUACAUGCCCCUCUAGCUAGCUCCUGGUGGAAAUCUCCUGGCAUGGGAUCAAUAACUCCUCUCCACAAAUGGACUGGGCUGAGGAGGUGGUGAUGGUGGUAGCUCUAAAAUAUCCAAUAAGAGCUCAUCUAAAGCAGGUGUGGGGAAUCUGUGGCCCUCCUGAUGUUGUGGGAGUCCAACUCCCAUCAGCCUCACCCAGUGUGGCCAGUGGUCAGGGAUCAGGACCAUCCGAAUUGGUGGGGGCAGAGCCAGGGCAAUAGCCUCCCAGCAGUGGAGUCAUAACUACUUCCCAGGAGGGGGGGACACGGUGGUGAAGGUGGGAGUACCGAAUUGGUUUUGCUGGGGUAUCCACAGCACGCCGUCCUUUGCCAACCCUAGUAAGCAGCAGUGACACUGCUGCCGGGAGGCUGCCGCUCUGCGCCACUGGCUGAGCAGUGCAAUCGGAACACAGGAGACGAUUGCUCCUUCUAGCUCAGUAUUGUCAACACUGACUGCCAGUGCUUUGAGCAGAAGCCUUACCUGGAGAUGUUGGGGAUUGCACCUGAUACCUUUUGCAUGCAAGGCAGAUGGCUCUACCACUGAGCCAUGGCUUUUGGCCAACAUCUGGAGGGCUGCAAGUUCCUCACACUGUCCAUUUAGCAUCCUCAGUAAUGUGUUUCCCUGCUGGUCGCACUUCAUAGCGCCAUGUUUAUUCUCAGAUGACAGAGCCCUUCCAGUUUUGAGAGGAGUUGUUUUUUCCAAGUUAAUCAUUUGCUGGUGUGUUCUGUUAAUUUUCUCACAUGUAAUAAUGUUGGGGUGGUUUCUCUCUUUUUUCACGAUCUUCCCCUGCCCCCACAUGCUAAAGUCACCUAAAUGCCACCAAAUAAGCAUAGUUAAUUUUAUAGCGGAAGUGCUGACCUUUUGGAAGAGUGUGAUCAAGGAAAUCUGAGUUAAUCUAAACAUGGGUCACAAAUUUUGCAUGCCCUCUAAUCAAUCAAUCUUCUUUGCUUAAUGUUGGGAAUUUAUGGAGCUACAACUGCUGUUCAGCCUAGCAUUGGGAGCCAUCUGAAGACAGAUAUUUGUCAUUUGUGUGUGUUAUCAUUUUAAAGCAUGUAAGAGUAACAAUGGGUUGGAUCCAGAAGUUCACUUCUAAGCACAGAAGUUGCCUUUAACUUGUGGAUAGUUUGUGUUACUUCCUGCUAGCAUGUUACAUAGGAAACUUAAACUAAUGCCACAAUAAAUUCAUUUAAAUUUGUGUGUGUGUGUGUGUUACAACAGAGCAAUAUAGUAGUUAACAUUACAUAAGCUACUCAUUUAAAACAUAAUCACCUAUUUUCACAUAUUCUCUUUUCAGAGUUACCAGAGAUCAGAUUAAUUGACAGUAUUAUACACACACAUGUACACACACACAGGUGUGUAUGUGUCUAUGAGUAUGUUGAGUUUCGCAGGACUGGGAUGCAUCCUUUCUUUUUUUUAAUCAACAUAUACCGGAAGUAGGGUCUGUUUCUCCAAGACAUUGCCCUUGAAAUUGGGAUACAAAACAGCUCUAGUCUACACAGAUUUUUUGUCCUGAGAAUAAGGAGUUCCAUACUUGUUCAAACCACUCCUGGCUUCAUAGGUGCUAUCUAGGCAACUUAAGGCUUUUGUCUUACCCAGGAUUUCUUCCCCCAGCCAUGCUAUGCCAUGGACUCCAUUCCCUUCCCCCUACCCCAUGAGAACAGAGAGUGGGUAAAUUUCUGUAGCCUUGAGCCAGCUGUGGUCAUGUACGCUGGAAGGUCCAUGUUCUAACCUGCAUGGAGAGCAUACAUUAGAAAAAUAGAAGUUCAGCCUGCUAUGAAGGAAGGGUGUGGCAGCAAUGAUAACUGGCAGUAGGAGUAGGGAGGUCACCCCCAUUUUCUCCCCUUCUGGUAAUUGCAGCGAGGAGAAUGCCUGAAGGGAGAUUUUGUUGUUUUCCAUCUGAAAAUAUGUCCCUUCAUUUCUCAGUGUCUUCAGAAGCAUGAAAACCUCUAUGGGAACUAUAAUUAUAACACCAUGUCAGCUAUUAGGCAACUGUUUGCACAACAGUGCUAAUGGCUAUUUUCCUUCCAAUCUGCGUUCCAACCUGAUAACACUACCAAACUAGUUGAAGUCAGACUAGGAUUUCAGACAAAAGACAUAUGAUUUGUUGGGCCUCUGGGCCGUAAUAAAGAUUUAUUGACAAAAGACUGCGUUGAUAAACUUGCAGGAUCAAUAGUAUGUUUGUUAAAGCAGACUUGACUAAUUUUAAGCCUGCAAUUGUGUCCUCCUUGCCCCCUCCUUGUCACUCUUGAGGCAUUUGCUCUGGAGCUUUGAGAAAUAUCACUGUUGAAUUGAAACUGCUGCUUGUGUGGCCCUGUUUUAAAAGCAGGUGAUAAAUAGGACGCCUGUUAAAUCUCCUCCAUUUCCCCCCCUUUCAGCGCACAGCACACCUGUUGACAUGCCUAGCAGGGGGCAGAAUGAAGACAGAGACAGUGGCAUCGCUCGAUCAGGUAUAUCACUCCUCUCUGCUGUACCAACCAAACGUGGCAAAGAAAUUUUUAGUGACAUGUGAGCCACCAGUUCCAGAUUUCAUCACACUUGAUACGGCACUGUUAUGAACCCUGAUACUGUGUUAAAAAUGGAAAUGUAUGCUCAUUAGUUUCUUAUUCUAGAAUUAUUUGUAAAAUCCAUUUUCUGGUCUCUUUAAGGCCAUUACUUUUGAAUUAUUCUUAUUAAUGUUAUUGUUAUUACCUGCCUCCCCAAACAAUUAUUGGUACUCAAUGCUAAUUUGACUUUCCCCCUAUGUAGUAUCUUUAUGAUUUUCCUGUAGAUUGUAAGCUUCUUUAACAUUCCAGUUUGUUCUGCACAGUGUCUGGCACUCUGUUUUAGAUUUAGACUUACUCCGUUAUCUCUCCCUGUCUCCCAGGACUGCCACCUUGCAAAGGGGUGCCUGGGGAUGGUCCCAUUGGCCCCUCCUGCAUGUCUUCAUUGCCAUUUCUGCAGCAUCCCCACCCCAAAAUACUUUGGGGCUGAAUUUCUGCAGGAGGGAGCCUACUGUAUUCAAGUAGGGCUGCCACGCAAUCUAGAAACUGGGUUGCAUGCAACACUGUGUAUGCAGAGUUCCACUUGCACAGUGCAACUUUCCCUUCCUUUCCUCUCCCCGCAUGUCCUCAAAAUCUGCUCCAGAGGGUCCUCAAUAUCUCUGGGGAGAGGAGAGGAGGGAAUAGUUCAUUGCCUAGCAGAUGUCUGCUGCAGUAGCAGAAAGGCAGCAUCAGAGAAGACCCCUGGAGUGAGGGAAAACAUAUUAAUCUAUUUGCUUCUGAAAUUGGUAAUGUAAUUUCUACAAAGACUUUUAAAUUUUGCCUAUGGGAAGGGUAGGGGAGCUGCCUGUUCUCUUGCACUGCCACAUCUUUAAGUAAGACCAACUUUUCUUUCCUAAAAUGUGUGACCCUAUUGCAGAGGAGUUGUUAUCGCUCUGUGGUGGGGUUUCCGCAUUUUAAGUGCUCUUAAGAUGAACUGUGGGUCUCUCUUUUCCUACCCCACCCCAAGAGAAGAUGUUUUUAAAAGACCUGGGGGUGGGGAGCAUGGUACCAGGGGAAAUCACUAUUGAAGAACCAUCUUGGGUGAUGCUUCUUUCUGCUUUCUUGCCAGCUUCUUUAAGCAGCCUCUUGAUGACUCCUUUGCUGUCGCCAAGCUCUUCUAGCAGCUACCACCGCCGCUGGAUACGAAGUCAAAGAACAAGUUUGGAAAACGGCAUUAUUCCUAGGUGGUAGGUUUCUAGGGCAUAUUCCUGGAAUAGGAUUUUGUAGACUCUGUGGAAAGAGCCAGCAUAGCACAAGUGGGCAUCUGCUUACGGAAUUGGGCAUCUCUUUCCCUCUGCAUGCUCCCAAAAUCAUCUUUAGAGGGCUGGGGGGCAUUCUGGAGGAGGUUUGAGGGACUGGAGGGAGAAGAGGAAAAACUGGAGAGAAGUCCAGUUGUGCAAAUUGGUUUGAAAAUUUAUAGACUUUAUUUCCCCCUCUGUCUUAAGUGCCUUGGAGACUUGCCACAAUUAUAAAUCAUCUGUAAAAGUGGUUCAAAAGACUGCAGAGUUAAAAACAACAGCAAUUGGAUGCCACCAACAAAAAAGGCCUUUAAAAGCUUGCUUAGAUCAAGUACAUGCAUAAUAAUAAUUUUUAAUGGCCUGGUGGACUUUGCUGGAGAGGGAGUUCCGCAGUGUAGUUGCUCUAGUUUGGUACACCCUGUUUCCAGUGGGAAGUAAUCUCCCUGUUAACAGUGGUGGCACCUCAACUAAUACUUUUGGGAAGGGGAAAUUGCAUACAAUAUUUCAGUAUUUGUAUUUAGAUUUUUUAUGAGCCACCUUUUGAAGUUUUUAAUUUUUUUUCUAAAAAAUGGCAGGAACAUAAAAGCCAGUGACAAAAUCACACAAGGCCAGCAAAACAGAAAGUCUUUAGAGCCUGCCUCAGUCUCUGAAGUGAGGGAUAAGACAGAUUUGGGGGUGGGGAAUUCAAAAAAGGUUGAACUACCACUGAUACCCGAUACCAGCCUGCUCACUUUUAAGCAGCCCAUCUUGGUGCUCAGGCAGGACAAUAAGGGUGUAGGCCAGGACUGGAUAACCUGUUGCCCUCUAGGUGUUGUUGGACUCCAACUCCCAUCAGGCCUAGCUAGCAUGGCCAAUAGCUGGGGAUGAUGAGAAUUGUAGUCCAACAUCUGGUGGCUCACAGGUUCCCCAUUCUUGGUGUACGCUUCAGUUAACAUGGCCUCAAAAUGGUUAAGGACUUUAAAAGUUAAAACCAGCACUCUAUGCAUACCCACAGCAUUUGUUUUUAAACCCGUUGCUAAUAUCAGUGCACUAGGGCAUCAAACAAAAACCUCUUGAACAUUGUUGAUUUUUCUAAAUGAGCACAUAGCUGUGCUGUAUUUUUCCCACUGCAUUUUCUUUUUCAGGUCAACUGAAGAAACUUUCAGCAUGGCAGAUGAAAGCUGUGGCCUCAAUCCUGCAAUGGUUCGAAGGAAGAAAAUUGCCAUCAGUGUCAUUUUCACCCUCCCGGAAAAAGAAGAGGCCCAGAGGGAAUUCCAGGAUUUCUUCUUCUCUCACUUCCCCUUAUUUGAAUCACACAUGAGCAAGCUGAAGAGCGCCAUUGAAAUGGUAGAGCAUGGAACACAUCCCUUCAAUGUUAUUAUUAUUAUUAACCAUCUGGGAGGCAGGCUGGGCUGAGUGAUGCCAUGUCAGGGGCAGAUCUCCAGGGAGUUGGGUGCCUGAGCUGACAAAGUACAGCUUCUGCUUGAAAUCUCAAGAUCUUUUCCAUGGCACCACACAAGCUCUGAAAGUUACGUAUUGUUGCAGAGGUAGGCCUGUCUAACCUGACAUGGACUUGGCAGAUGAGCCUCUUGUAGCAAGACGGACAGAAACUUUCUUUGGGAAGAAUGAGCAAAUGAUCUACAGCACUGAUUCCUGUCUCUUUCCCCUGCCCCCAGCAACCAUUUUUUUAUUUAAAUACAUUUUAUCUGGUUUCCAUGAAAUGUGAUAGAUGCUUCAUGCAUAGACCGUCAGGCAUAUUGCUCCUUGAUCUCUCUUACCAGUAUCAAGAAGCCUUCUCUGACUUGAGUCCCCAAAUGCUGUUGGACUACAAACCCCAUCAUUGCAAGCCAGCAUGUCCAGUGGUCAGGGAUGAUGGGAAUUGUGGUUCCCGCCCUAUCUGGAGAUACCAAGAAUUGAAACUGGGACCUUUUGCAUACAAUGCAUAUGCUUCACCUCUGAACUAGAGCUGUUCCUCUAUUCAUUAGAUUCCAGUGCUUGACUUUUCAAAGUUUUUUAGUAAACCUUUGAAAUCAUCAUAAUAAUAACUUUUGCUUUUCUUUUUUAAAAAACCUAUUAUGAUUGCUUUCUCUCCAAGGCCAUGAUCACCUGCAGAAAAAUAGCAGAAACAAGCCAAAGAGUGCAAGUGUACAUCAGCCGUGUCAUGGAUGCCCUGGGUGAAUUCAGGUAAGUUAGUGGUCCAUGGAAGGCAAGCGGUAGAUUUGUACUUCUCCAUAAAGGGCAUCCAGGUCACCAUUCAGAGCCCAGUUCAUUGCAGCUUUUUUCCUGUUGCACUAGUCUCCCUCUAUUUCCCAGGUACACAUGCCUUGCAGGUACAAAGGCACAGAUUCACCUUUAACAAUCAAACAAAAAGGUUGGCUCUGGUGAUGGAGAAAGUGAGGCUACAUGUUUUUUCUGUUUCUCUACAAAAAAAAAAAAAAGGCCCAAACUGGUGCCUCUUUAAUCACUUCUCUAGCUUUUCCAUGGAGAAAUAGGGGGAAUGCAGCAGUGGUGAGACAUCCCAGCAUAUGGGAUUUGCAUCCAUUGUUUCAAAAACUGCCAUUUUUACCUGCAGCAGUCUGCCACCUAACUUUCCAAAAGAGGGCUGCAGUGAAGUGCACAUGAAGCAGAAUGAGGUAGCAGAGUGAAAUACGUCACUAUAUGCUCCUUUCACAUUAAACCCUGUAUUUAAAAACCUACUGAAGUUCAUAAAUGCAACGCUCUGUCAGCAGUCUACUUUGCCACCUUGCUCCCACUUCAUUCUGCUGUGUGUGUAGGCAAGGUCUACAUUUUCAAUUCAUUUGAGGCUGUCAUUUAUGCAAAUUAAUUGAAGAAUGACUUCAGCUGCAGUGCUGUGGGCCCCCAGGAACGUGUAUCAGGGGACACCAAAGCUCCCUGCAAAGAGAGAGUGAGAGCCGAUGUCCUGCAGAAACCUCUGAUGACCAAUGAUGUAGGAGCUCCAUCAGCACAACCACAAAAGGAAUGUGCUGGUAGAAGAUUAGGAAACUGCUUGGAGCCACCGCCACGCAUGCCUCCAAACCAGGGAGAGAUUUAAACCAUAGGAAGAAGAUGAGGAGGAAAUAAGUUUUAAGAGGAAAAACACACAUGCAAAAUGGACGGCCAGGUGCAAGCAUGCUCCUCUGACCUCACUUCUUCUCCUGGCAUUAUUUAUCCUAAAACUUUUUGCUUCAUCCCAGAGAACAACUUUUCCCAGCUGUAGCCACUACGAUUAGAAAUUGGGCCAUGUUGUUGUUGUUUAGUCGUUUAGUCGUGUCUAACUCUUCGUGACCCCAUGGACCAGAGCACACCAGGCACUCCUGUCUUCCACUGCCUCCCGCAGUUUGGUCAAACUCAUGCUGGUAGCUUCGAGAACACUAUCCAACCAUCUUGUCCUCUGUCGUCCCCUUCUCCUUGUGCCCUCCAUCUUUCCCAACAUCAGGGUCUUUUCCAGGGAGUCUUCUCUUCUCAUGAGGUGGCCAAAAUAUUGGAGUCUCAGCUUCAGGAUCUGUCCUUCCAGUGAGCACUCAGGGCUGAUUUCCUUAAGAAUGGAUAGGUUUGAUCGUCUUGCAAUUGGGCCAUAAAUCCUUUCAAAUCAUGUCCAGGAUAUGUUUUACCAGCAAUCACAGAUAGCUAAUUACGUAUGUCCGUGCCAACCUAUUAACCUAUGCUGUGAUGCAUAUAAAAUGUUGCCUGUGGUGAAAUAAGGGGGAGCUAUCAUCAAGUUUGAAAAGAAUUAGUAUUUGGAUCGGGAUUUCACACCUCUCUGGGUUCUCUGUGGGUUCGGUCACCUGGCCAUAUCUCAGUUUAUUAUUUAGGCACCUGACUGAGGCCAUGUCCGUGACUGAGAGGGUGGAGAGGAAUUAUAUAAAAGAGGAUUUGAAUUGUUUGCAACAUAAACCAGCCUUCACCCUCCAGUUGUUUGGACUACAAUUCCAAUCAGCCCCAAACAGUACAACAAUGAAUGCUUCAAACUGCUGGGCAGUAAUCUGUCAACAGUCGCUGACCCCAUAUUUUCUGGGCCUGGGAAGCAGAACUAAUAGUUUGGCUUUGUACGCUUGAGAUCAUCUUCUUUGUUAUGGGAUAGAGGCUUUGCAUUUUGAACAGUGUAUACUGUUUUAGCUAAUAGAUCUCUCUUUGGGUCCCCCCCCUUUCUUACAGAAUUACAAUCUGGAAUUUGUAUUCAGUUCCAAGGAUUGCAGAGCCUGUAUGGCUAACCAUGAUGUCCGGCGCUUCUGAAAAGAAUCAGUUGUGCCAACACUUUCUCAAGGAAUUCACCAUCUUGAUAGAACAGACCAGCAAAAGCCAGUAAGUCGUUGCUGUCUAUAUGCUUGCUUGCUCUGCUCCCCUUCAUAGGAACUGUAGGUUCGUCGCCAUAUUUAUUUUGUUUGUGGCUCUUUUCUCCACAGGUUUUUAGCGGCUCUCUUGACGGCAGUGCUGACCUAUCACCUGGCUUGGGUCCCCACAGUGAUGCCAAUUGACCACCUUCCCAUCAGGGCCUCCUCUGAGAAACGUGCCUCUCAGUCUGUGAACAUGCUGGCAAAAUCCCACCCUUACAAUCCGCUCUGGGCACAGCUUGGUCAGUGUGAAACUUUAAAAACAAACCCAAGACGAUCUUUUUUAUAGGAUAAGACUUAAUCUGCACAGAAAUGUCCUUGUGCACAUGCAUUUUAAAAUCGUUUGUCAUAUUAGGCUGAAGAAUAAAUGGAGAAUAAUUAGAAAGCUGCUUGAUGUAUGGUUGCACAGGGGAGACAUUUUUGAAAUAGCUCUAUUAUACUUACCAAAAUCAUCCUUUGAACAUGCACAUAUUUUAUCAGCUAUAGUGAACUCUUCAUUCAGCAUAAAAGCUUGCUCCUUGCAGCCAGAUGUUGGUCAGGUCUAAGGGAUUCUGUUGCCAGUGGUUGAGAUGCUGUUUUUUUAAAAAGCGUGAUGAUGCCCUCUAGUGUUUACUGCAUAAGCUACAGACUUACUUCUCCUGGUACUUGUAAUAAAGUGAAGGUGCGAGCAAUAGAUUUUUUGUUUUGUUGAGCAGCUUACACUUUAAUAGUCUCUAAAUUUUGUGGUGUGUGUGUUUUUUUAAUAGAGCUUCAUGUUUUGUGAAUUGCUAACACGAUUUCUAUAACGAUAACUGGUUUUUGUUGACUCUCAUCUGUUGCAGACCUGUAAAGUAUGGGUUGUCAUAAAUCAUUUCAUUUUACACUUCUGCAUUUCUCCUGCGAUAGGAUAUAAAAAAUUGUACACCAUUUAGCUUUUAUAGGGGUCACAUAAUUCAGGUGUUCUUGGCACAGAAAUUGUAAUUGAUUUUUAGCACGACGAGUAAGAUCUGCCUGCUAAUGACUUGGGAAGAACCCUUUUUCAAAAAAUAACUAAUUAUGUAGUACAAAUAAAACUUGAGGGCAUGAUCUAGCCAGUGGUAAGCACUUUUAGGUCCCAUUGAUUUUAAAUGGGAAAUUAACCAUGUGUGUUUAAUUCCUCCUAUUGAAAUCAAUGAAAUGUAAAAUAGCUUAACUUGAACUGGAUCGUGCCCUUGAGUUUUAAUUUGUCUCUUAGGCUAGAGCAAUGAUUAUAAUCAUGUUUGAUUCCUCAGUGCAAACUUUCACGGCACAUAUUGUAACUAGAUGGAUCUUUUUUUUAAAAAAAAACCACAAAAUAAAACUGAAUUCGACUGGACGUGGGCCUGUUUUCUUAGGGCCUUCUGGGUUAAAAGGCAGUACGAAUCUCCAUUUUUCUUCCUUAUGCUUUUUCCAGGUGACUUGUAUGGUGCUAUAGGCUCACCUGUCAGGAUGACGAGGACUGUAAUUGUUGGAAAGCGUAAAGAUUUGGUUCAACGCAUCCUCUACAUUCUUACAUAUUUCUUACGGUGCUCUGAGCUGCAGGAGAAUCAUCUGACCCGGAGUGGGCAAGUUGGCAGAGGAGAGCAAGCCCUGAGUGGCGGCAAGAUCUCGACAGCUCUAGAAAAGGGAGAAGUUGAGGAUUCUGAUUAUGUAGUAGUCACUGUUAGAAACGAACCUGCUCUCAUAUCUCCCAGUUUGCCCCGGAGAACCGGGAGCGCUGCUGCUGUGGGAGAGAGCUGCUUUGAACCUGCCUGCUUGAAGCAGGAGCAUGAAGGAAUAAAUGCUGGACAGAGUUCUGAACUGCCCUCUUGCUUGCCCAAAGCUGGCUCCUCCAAAGGACUUGUGGAGGAAGCUAAGAAGGGGAAAACGGUGGCUGGUUCAGAAGGUGUAUCCAGGGGAUGUGCAAAAUUAGAGGAUUUAACAACAGGAAUGAAGGACGACAACCAGUGUAACGCAGCCGGACAGCUGUUUUGCAGUGAGAGGGCUAGCCAGAGGUACCCUCAGUUGGAAAGAGUUACCUUCCAAAUUGGAAGCUCCCCGUCACCCGUAUCUGAUUUAGAACCCACCCAAAAGGAUCUGGAUGAAACUGUAGGGAUGCCAAGGAGCAAAAGCAAAUCUCUGUGUAUCCUGUCAAGUCCACUGCAUGCAACUGCCCAAGUCCAGCAGGAGAAAUCUUACUUCUGUCUUAAACCACGUGCUAGGCAGAAAGCUUGUAAAACGCGACUACCAAGUGCGCUUCGGUUGUCAUGCCACCCACCUGUCCCUUCUGAGAGCAAAGUCAAAACUGCAAAGCCAGGAAGACUGGGGGAAGCUGAAAGCACACACUGUGAAAACUUGGAAAGGGUUUCUCUUGACUGUGAUUCAGGAAGUCCCGCUGAUGUGCAGAGAUCUGGCCAGGCCGUUACGGAGGAUGUCCCCUGUGGGGAUGCUGGAAGCAAAGAGAACAUGCCUAGAAAUGAGAGCUCUGACAGUGCCCUGGGAGAGAGCGACGAUGAAGGUAGCGCACAUAUUCCAGACGGGCAAUCUCUGAGCUCUGUCAACAGUAGGACAGAAGAACUUUCCAAAGUAGAACUUGCUUUGCCAAGGUAAAAAUAAGUAAAUAUGACCAGCUCUAAAGGUGUGACUCCUCAAGGGUUUGCUGCAUUGUUAUUUUAACUGUUCUAAGAUAGCUCUUGAAAAAUCUGAAGAAGGAACCUCUAGUCUGAUAUUUAGACCAACUUAAACCAAAUGUUUUCGUUAUAAAGUAGUAUUGACCCUAUGCUGGGAAAGCCGAGACAACCUAGUAUAGUGCAAAUCGGGCUCUCCCCCCCCCCCAUUAUUAAUUUUAGGCAUAAUACUUGCAUCAUAAUUUUAAGGUUUUACAAUAAUAGAGACUGUUAUCAAUUUAGUACAAUGGACUAAAAGGCUCCGUUUUUCUCUUUUUACAAUAUGUGAAAACAGCAAAGUCUUAGACUAGCAUGAGCCUUCAUGGGCAAGUGUCUACUUCACAUGCUACAUUAUGCAGCCUUUCAGUCUUUACAAACAGGUGGUUUUUGUGAACUCGGCUACAACAGAGCACAAGUGAUCCAAUUUAAAAGUUAACAUGUAACUCAUUUUAACCAGCUUUGCCUAGCUGUCAGUUUGGAUAACUCAUUAGGUUCACAUUUAUGAGAUGUUAAGAGAUAAUGGUCAGAUGAAUGGUUUCAAAAUGCUUACAUUAGUGUUUAAAGCCCUAAAUGAUUUGGGCUCCAGAUAUCUGAAAGAUUGCCUCCAUUCUUGCUGCGUGUUAAGAUUAGCAAAGAGUGGUCUCUCUUGGUAGUCCUGCAACCCUCAGAAGUGUGGGGAAUGGCAGCCUCUAAAAUGUGGACCACCGUCCCACAGAGGUGCAUCUAGUAUCUUAAUUGUGUGGUAAAGGGCAUGUAAGAAAUGUUAUAAAUAAAUGAGGCAAUCAUCAAAUAACCGGAUCGUCAUGUCAAAGUUCCAUAACUGAGGCUCCUGCUGGGGAAAAUAUUUUGUGGUACAGACAAAGUUUGGGAACCGUGGACUGACUGUGCGAUUCAGAGCUGAGAAUGAUAGUAACUUUUUCCAUGCUCAUUUUUGAUCAUGAGCUGUAAUCUUGCAAGCAAAGAAGGCAGUGUCAUCAUUCGCAUAGCAUUGCAAUCUGCCAAUCUUACUGAAAUAAUUCCACUUUAUUCCAAUAGCUUUUCACAAACUGGCCUUAGAAAUGGCUGAGUACUAAGCGUGCAACCAAUUCCUCUGUUUCAGAUCCAACACAAUCAGCAAUCAAAGCGUAAAGCAUUUUGGAAGGUCCCUUCUCGGUGGCUAUUGUGCCUCCUAUAUGCCUGACCUGGUGUUGCAUGGAAUCAGUAACGAUGAGCAGCUCAAGCAAUGCCUAUCAGCUGAAUUGAGUCAUGCAGUGAAUGUAAGUCUGGACAUACUUCUGAGCCUCUUUCUUGCAGCAAGACAUAGAAGGCCAAGUGCUGGCAGUAGGAAAUGUAAAAGUGGGAUAGUUGUAGGUGGAUCAGAUCUGGCAGUACGCCAGAGAGAAAAUGGAAAGUGCGGGGGAGCACCCUAAUCUAUAUUUUCCUUCUAUUAAUAGAAUUCUGAUUUAAAUUUUGGACCUCACUGUUGCAAGAUGCAUUAAUGACCACUCACUUAAGUGGCCUUUAAAAGGGUUAGACCAAUUCCACAAAUGGCUACUAUUCAUUGCAGCUAAAAUAGAACCUGUCUCUCUAGAGGCAGGGUACCAAAUGCCCUGAACAAACGGGAAGGUUGUAAUCAUUAUGGCCUGCUUUGGGGCUUCUAGAAGUGCACAGCUGACCUCUAAUUGGAAACAAAUACUGGAUUUAGAUAUACCUUAGUUUGCUACCUGCUGGACCCCUCAUGGAGGAGACACACAAAGAAAGGGUGAUCUCAGGGUCUGGGUAGGUUCAGAUGGAGAGAGGCAGUCCUUGAGGUAUUGCGGUGCUAAGCUGUUCCAUUUGGAUCUUGCCACACAGAAUCCUUUUAAUAUCAUUGACAGUUAAGCAUAGAAAGUUGCCUUAUACCAAGUCAAGAUUAUUUAUCCAUCAAGCCUGGUACUUGCCUACCCUACCUAACAGUGGCUCAUUAGAGGUCUCUGCCAUCACCUACCUGAACUUUUUUUUUAAACUGGAAAUGCCAGGUGCUGUACACAAAACCUUCAGAGUGCAAGACAGCCAUUCUACCAAUCAGUUAUGCCCCCAAAAUGCAUAGUACAUCUUCCACAUUGUGCCUGUUUGCCUUGAACAAAAACUGUGUACAUACUCUGAUGUCCAUUCUGAGCUUUUGCAUACAUGGGACCACCUAUUUAUUUAAAUGGAGGGAGUCCUGUCCAUAUGUGCACCUAAUCUCUGCCCUGAAAUUAACAGGGUUUUUGUGGACAUGAUUGCUAGGAUAAGAAACUUUUUUUGUCUGAAAAGGCUAUUGCAUAAAAAAAAAUAUUAAGAAACCAAAACCUUUUUUCAAUUAAUUCAAUAUUUGACAAUAGUUUACAUAUAACACUUGAUCAAUGCCAUCCAAAUUUAUUAUUUCAGUAGGCCACAAACAUAUUCUAUUAAGAAGAACAAAUGCUACUAGCCAUUUGUCAUUAGAGAUUGCAGUAAACUAUGCUGAAUGUAAACUUUCAAUUUGUAAAUUGAAUAUAUGUAUGUGAGAUAGAUAGAGAUCUAUCUAUCUAUCUAUCUAUCUAUCUAUCUAAAAGGUAGACAGCAGUUUCAAACAGUUCCAUUUACUUUCUUUUUCCUUUCUACAGCAUCCAGUACUAGAUGAGCCCAUAGCAGAAGCUGUUUGCAUUAUUGCAGAUACAGAUAAAUGGACAGUACAGGUGGCCACAAGCCAAAGAAAGAUAACCGACAGCAUGAAGUUGGGCAAGGAUGUCCUGGUCUCCAGCCAAGUGUCGUCUUUAUUACAAUCCAUUUUACAGCUUUACAAACUUAACCUUCCUGCUGACUUUGUAAGUCCGCGUUUACAAAUGAUUGCCUGCAGAAGGAAUUGAUUAACAGGGAAAGUGUGAUGUGCAGCCAGUUUUUGCAUUCCAUAGACCACAACACUGACUUCUUUCAGACCUUGAAGGAAGACUGCAUAGUGGAAAUAGCGCCCCACCCCCCAGCAUAACUGAAUAGUCUAGGAAUUCUCCUCUUUGGUAGCUCUUAGAGAAUUAACUACUGCUCUUUAGGAGCCUUUCUUCUUUGGUGCAGACUUGUUUCUGUCCGCUGGCAGGCCAUGUUUGCAUCCUUUAUUCCCUGUGAUCUGAAGGCCCAAAGCAAAAGUGAGUUGCUUGCAUUCUGUUUUUGUACCUCCCAUCAGACUAGAGCGGGGAGGAUGCCGAACACCACAUACCAUUUCUGGCAUUCCUGAUUAUUAGCAAUGCAACACCCCGAUUGUUAGGGGCAACUAUAGCAGUUACCCUAUGGCGGGUCCAGACUGGCUAGACACUAUCAGCCUAAUCAUAGAGGUGCUGAACUAAGCAGAACUUGGGUCUGGCCCCAGGAAGGAUCAGUUCACGGUUGAUGCAUUUGUGUGUGGCAUGGCUUUGCCCUCUUAUUCUAUUGGAUUGGAUCACUGUGGGGUUUCAUGUCUUUCUACAGUGCAUUAUGCAUCUUGAGGAUCGGCUACAGGAAAUGUACCUCAAAAGCACGAUGCUGUCUAAAUAUUUGCGAGGCCAAACGAGAGUCCAUGUGAAAGAACUUGGAGUAGUAUUGGGGUGAGUGUUGAUGCUGGAGUUCCUUUUUAAAGUUGUUGUUUUUUUAGUUUUUCCACCCCCACCAUGCACUGAAUAUUCAGGAUACUACUGUUUAUUCCAUUGUCACAUUUUCUGUGAAAGACAUGCCGAAGUGUGAAGUGUAGCUUGUGUGUGUUCCACUGAGCCAUCUGGAAAUCGAACCGAGCUGUUAAAUGUAGGAAAAUAGAAUUAUUUCUUGUCCUUCCUUCACGUUCUGAACAAAAUGGAAGUUAUAGAAAAGCGUCGGCAGCACAGGCAGGCGCCUCUUGGGCCACCUCACCCAGAAUGCCUCACCCUGAAGAAGGACCCCUUUUUUCAGGCAGAGGGACAGCAAGUGCUGUUUCUGCUGCAUUAACAGUCGCGUCAAUACAUUUAAAAAGUAAAUGGAGGAGGGCAAGGAGGAGGGGCAAUGGUAGAAAGUCUUAUUUUGGUCAGCACCAUGUUUUGCAUAAGCACUGUAGAUGAAAGUUCUGUUCAAGUCACUUUAGUGGUUUGUGUGGAAUGGGUUAGGAAAGAAUUCAGUAACCUAUGUCGAGAUGGAACGGGAUGUCUCCUAUGAAACAUGCUGUGAGAUGAUGGCAUGGCUGUAAUCUUAAUUGGAUAAUAUAUUCUUGACUUCAAGCCAUGGAACCUUCCUUUCUGAACAACUCAAAAAUAAAAUAAAAGGGUGGGGGGGAGAAUCUUUAGCACUGCUCUAAGUGCAUUCCUGAGAUGGGGGGGGGGGUAUUUAAACCCACCCUCUGAGGGUUACUAAAAACUGUCAGAUGAGAAGCGACUCAUUCAGGUAUUCUUGGAGAUCCUACUGUUCUGCACCUAGCUGUGCAAAAGACCUGGGAUAUAGGUUGUCACUUAGUGGCCAUGGGCUGGAGUAUUCCAUGCAAAUUAGAAUGCUGUGUGAUGUUCAGAGUUGCCCCUUCUCAACCUUGCAAAGAGGAACCUUGAGAGCGAUAGUGUGGGCAAAAACUUGGCCACAAUUUAAUUCCAAUUGCUCAUAGAUUCUCAGGUGGUGCUGCAUCCAGGAGUGCCUUUCUUUACCAGCUUAGUUCAUCAACUGUGCCAACUCCUGAAAGAUAAGAGACCCAGCUACAUAAUUUAGGUCUUGUUGACUGCCAGACUAAAUUACUGUAAUGUGCUGUACAUGGAGCUGUCCUUGGAGACGAUUCAGAAAUUACAGCUGGUGCAGAAUGCUGCUGCCUGUCUUACGGUAUAAGUAGCUAAAAGAUUUACAUUGGUACUUAAAUAUCCACAUUGGUUACUGGUAUGUUUCUGAACCCAAUUCAGCAGGCUGGUUGUGAUCGCUACAUGAUCUGUGUCACAAGUAUCUUAAAGAAUGCCUUUUCCUGUGUAAACCCCUCCAGGAACCUUAAGAACUACAAUGAGUCCUACUCUGAUCUCCUGUCUCUAGGGCCCUCCCAGUGUUUUGUGCUAUAUUCAUUCCUAGUCAGAGAAGAUGGGAGUUGUAUCAGUCUCUUUCAAUCUGUGUCCAUUUCAUGUGUAUGUGUGCUCAUAAAUAUGUUCAGUUUCGUUUUUGCAUUAAUAGCAAUUUCUUAAAAGUGUGCAAGAAUUUUAUUUAAAUUCAUAUUUAAUUGCAAUAUAUGCAUUUCUAAAGUUAUUUUAUCUUAAAAUGUGCAUGUGUUUUGCACAGCACGGUACAUAUUUUGAACCAUGAGAUGUAUCACAAAAUUUGGGAAAGCGUUCAUUCUGAAUGAUAUUUAUGAUCCUAUUUAUGUAUUAAGGAGGUGGCAAAUUGGGUUGGUUCACUUAAAAAUGUUCACUGAAAGAAUAUCUCCUCUACCCUUGUCCCUGUUCAUGGGCUUGCUGGUGGGAGUUCCUACAAUAUCUGAAGGUGUCAUAGGUUCCCCAUCUCUCCUUAGAGAAUUAAGGUCAACUUACUAGAAGAAGAGCCUUUUCUCUCAUAGUUCCAAACUUUUGGAAUGCUCUCCUGUGCGAUGGCUGUGUACAGUCUUCCCUUUGUAGAAAAGUAAGAUAUGCUUUCAUUCCAUUGUGAGUUUAUGGUUCUUUCAUAGUUUUCUCAAUGCUUAUAUAUUUAUCCAUUGGUAUGGGUUAUUUACAGCAGUCCCCCCCCCCCCAAAAAAAGCUGCCCUUUGAACAGUUUUCAGCCAUAAGGUUAUCUUAUAAAUAAUAAUGUAUUUGGUAAAGCAUGUAAGGAAUGCAAGUAAGUUAAAAUCAAAUAUAGAGGAAGGAGACCAUAUCUAUAUCUAUGUCUGAAGGCUACUGUGUGGUGAGUAUAAAGAUAAAAUCACUCUGUAGUAAGCUGUCCCAGUUUUAUAACAUUGAAGGGUUGUUGUUUUUAGUCUAUAAAGCACUGUCCAUUAUUUACAAUAAAUAAGGAGGUUCAUGAGAAGCAGCACUAUUUAGUUUGCCGUCUAAUGCUUUUAAAAAAGCACUUCUUAAAAAGUAUAUGAUUAAAGCGUCAAAUAAUUCAGUCCUUAGUUCAGGAAAUGUUUUUAUUUUAGUCUAUAGAGCAGGGAAGUGCUGAACUUUCCCAUCUCUCUGUUACUGUACCUGAAUCAGAGACAUUCACCAAAUGGCCUUCCUAAAAGCACGCUGAAUAAUAGAAUUAGAACAUUUAACCUUGUUUCGGGGCCUUUUUGCAGGUUUGUGUUGCUAGAGCGCUGGGUCUUGUUACCGGGCCAUCUAUCACUACAACCUCCGCUUUUGCUAUGUAAUCCAUAUCUGCUCUCACGAGACCCUCCCUAAUCCAUACAGUUGCUUGGCUGCGCAUAAGCAUCGAUUUUCCCUGCCCCCAACCUUGUCUUUCUUUAGAUUCAUUUUGCUCCUUUGCCAAAGUCAUUCAAGAAAAGUCUAAGCGACUUUUGGGAAAACAGUAUUUUCUCCUCUUGCUGGUAGGGUGAUUCCUGAGACUAUCAUGUGCUACUUGGCUCAUCAACUUGGAAAUGGAAAUGUGAUGCGGAGCAGGGUAGAAUUAACUUUUUUAAUGACACUUUAAUAAUUUUUAAACUAAAGACAAAAUACAAAAAUAAAAAUAAUCAAACAUACUGCUACAAUAGGCUUUUGGACCAGUUGAAGUUUCCAAGUCAUCUUCAAAGGCAGCCCCUUCUUGCUGAGGAAGUGAGUAUAGGACUGUGGCCUUAGUUUCUCAAAUAUGACCAUUCACCAGCAUGUCUUUUCUGUCCCUCCUCCUACCCUGACCAUAUUGAAACUGGUCUGGAAGCUGCAGCAUGCUGCAAACAGGUGUUUGAGUGGAGCACCUUGAUGUGCGCAUAUUACACCUCCGCUGAAGGAACUGUACUGGCUUCCAAUCAACCACCAUGUAAAGCCCUAAACAAUUUGGCACCAGGUUACCUGCAAGCCCACCUUGUGGCUUAGGGCCCUCGUACCUACGGGACCGCCUCUCCUGGUAUGCCCCGCAGAGGACCUUAAGGUCCAUGAAUAACCAUAGUUUAGAGGUCCCGGGCCCUAAGGAAGUCAGACUAUCCUCCACCAGGGCCAGGGCCUUUUCAGUGAUGGCUCCGGCCUGGUGGAAUGCUCAGUCCCAUGAGACUACAGCCCUUCAGGAUUUAACCUCCUUCCGUCAGGCCUGUAAGACGGAGCUAUUCCGCCUGGCCUUUAAUUUGAAUUCAGCCUGAUCUUUUAUUUCCCUUCUCUUCCCUCCCCCUCCCCUUUUAUGAAGAUCACCCGCUCUGAGACCCCACAGCUAAUUCUCCCCUGGCCUCCUCACUGGCCCAAGUAGUACCAAUUCAGCCAGCUAGCCCUGGGGAGAUUAUCUAAUUGAUUUUUGAAUUUAUUGUUAUUCAUGUUUUUAUACUGUAUUUUAUGCUGCUUUUAUAAUUAAGUGUUUUAAAUUUGUUGUUAGCUGCCCUGAGCCUGGUUUUUGAACCGGGAAGGGCGAGGUAUAAAUAAAAAUUUAUUAUUUUAUUAUUAUUACCUGUCCCUCUAUAGACUUUUAAAUUCACUUGAUCAUCUGGAGAAAUUUUGCUACAGAAUAACACAGGGUAAAACAGGCAUGUUUCUUCAUUGCAUUGUGGAUGCUCUUUCCUCUGACAGUUGCCACAGACAUCUUAGAGACAUCUUUUUGCCCAGGCUUUCCAUGACCUAUAAAACUGGACCCUGUUAUUACUGUCUUUAUCUGCUUUUAUGUUACAUCUCUGGUUUUUAUGUUGUAUUUUAGCAUCUCAUUAGAGAUUUCUAAAUAUUAAGUGGUUCAGAAAUGCUUUUAAUUAGAUACUUCAAUUCUCUGCUAUAAUUUACAUAUUGAAAAACAUCCCUUUUUUUAAUUUCUAGGAUUGAAUCCAACGAUUUGCCACUGUUGGCUGCUAUAGCGAGUACUCAUUCUCCGUAUGUUGCUCAGAUACUCCUCUAAGCUGAAAACUUGAAGUCACAACUCCCUAGCAGAGUAAAGCAGAUGGGAUGCGUGUGUGCAGAAGAGAGCAAACAUGAAGAGAUGGGGGAACAGAGGACCACAAGGUGACAGUUCAUUCUGUCACUUUUCCUCUUCUGCAUUUUGUUUGGACGCUUACCAGCGGAAUUUCAGUUUACAUAAUAUAAAAGACAUUCAGGGUUUUUAUACUGUUUUUGGAGUAAACUAAUCAAGAAUGCAUCCUUGUAUUUUAAUGGACAAAAGAAUUAAACACUAUUGGAGGAUUCCCUACUUAUACAUAGUUUUCAGCCAAACAAAAAACAACUCUAAGUAUGGUUUCCUUACUAUUGUUGUCUUGUUCUGAUUUCCCACCCACCCAAAUGGGGAGCAGUAAUCAAAUCUGUAUGCACAGAAGCAUUCCUGUGUUCGGAUGGACAAGGUGAUGAAUUGGAGUACGUAUGCAUGCCCAUUCUCUUUUGUUAGCUCAUAAAACCUCCAUGGAACAAGAAGUUGGAAGUCAGCUACCACAAUCUUGUUGUGUGGCUGAUUGGCUCUUAAAAUGGACGAAGCAGCACGAGAGCGGCAGUGUUGUUUUUGGUUGUUCUUGGCGGAGACGGAAGUUUUGGAUCCUGCAUCACAGCUAGAUGAAAAUGGGAGAAAGUAGUAGUAAUCUCCACUGCAAACUUACCUUGUUGCAAAUGCCACAUCUUGAAUUUCCAGUUUUCUGGUCUUACAGGUUGAGCAUCCUAACAUAUGUACAACCAGCUCAAAAAAGCUCGUGUUUGAACCUUAAGAACCGAUAUGAUAAUGGACAUAGGUUUGUAUCCAUCCUAGUCCUGCUUGGAUUAGAAACACUGAAAUGAAUGAAACUGUGUUCAUUUCACUGAGUCUACUUUGUGUAGGACUAGCAUUAAAAGCACCCAUUAGCAUCAACUCUGGAUAGCUUGUUUUAAAACAUAAACUCUUAUCUGUUGCCCCGUGAAUAAGAGAUCUCUCUUCAGCACACUGCAGAAGCAGGAUCGACUUCUUUAAGUAGACGGAUGAAACAUACAGAAGAAAUCUCAGAGAGGAUAUCGCGAGGGGAAGGUGGUCAUGGUAACAGUGACAGCUAUUCAUUAUGAUAAUUCUCAAGUGUCUGAAGCGAUCCCACAGAACGUUUUGCACUAGCCUCUUGGUGCCUUCCUCUCUUGUAUGUCUUAAUUCUAAAAGAGAAAUGUAUGUGGUUUUAAAUGGGAAGUUAGUAACACGAGCUCUCUUUCAAUUUUCUAUGUUACUAUACAACUGUACACAUAGGACCAUAUUCGUCUUGGUUUCAAACCCUAUACCUAGGGCUUUCUUAGAAGGUUCAGUAUAAAUCUUGUGACUUCAUUUUAACUUCCAAGUUCUGCAGGUGACUGUGUGAAAUUAGAGUAAGAAAGCAAAAACUACUUACAAUUUUUUUGAAAGACUCCCGGUUGGCACAUUCUGCAAUCUCCCAUGUUGGACUGAAAGUGCUAAAUGGAAGUAGAAAGAAGUUUUGUCAUAUUUGGCAACUGACCCAAGCAGUGUUGGCAAUUGGAUGCAAUGUUUGUCCAAAUACCGAUUUAAUAAUUUUCUUUUUCUGGGGCUUGUCAGAUUUUCCAUUUUGUCUCAUUGCUUAUUCAUCCCUGCCAAUGCUUUCAUGACAACACUUAAUCAUACGGUCAUUCCUGUUUUAGAAGCUAGUAGUUAUCCAUAGCAGCAUUAUUCUGUUCCCUGCCUUUCUUUCUAUUGCAAAUUAACUCAAAAAAUCAAUUUUCCUCUGAAACCUUCCCUUCCAAAUGAAUGAAGCCCAGUUUUUGACAGAGAAGACCACAAAGGCAAGGGUUAAAGAUACCCUCCUUGUACUUAAAUUAUGGUCAAGGAAUCAAAUUAAUUAACAACCCUUGCUUUUAUCUCAGAAUAAAAUCAUAAUAUACUUUUUUCCCCUUUAAAAGAACCAUGCAGAUCUUUAACAAUUGUAUCAUUUUAGAAAAAGUAGCUUCAUUCUAUAUCUAAGAAAAAAAUAAUGUGUUUUAUCCUUCCGUUUUUAAAAAAACUACCUCAGUUGACAGAAUUAAGCUGCCAGUAGGGGGCAACUUAAAAGUUGUACAUGUCAUGAAUUUUCUGAAAGAUUGUGCUGUAGCGUUUGAGAGGGCAAAAACUGCACUGGUGAUGCACUGCAAUGGCUACCCUUUUAUCAUAAGCAUGCUUUAGUUCUGAUAUUUUUAAUAGUUUUUAAAGUAAUGUGAAUGUACCUGAGAAACACUGAAAGUGGCAAUGAGAAAGGAAUCUUGUCUGAAAUCUUCAAGAUUCCAAAACCUUUUAUUUUUCAUGCGGUAUUAAUAGUAUUCUGCUGUCCUCUCCUCCAAACAUGUCUACUUCUUUGUUUCCUAAGCAGGAGCAAACUUCUUCUGAUUCAUAUGGACCAUAUUUUAAGUGUAGCAAGCUUAUAUAAUAAAGCAUGUUACCUGGAACAGAUGAAGUAACAUAUGCCGUACUAGGAGAAGGGUGUGGGUGUGUGUCGCUGCAAGUUUGUGUUCAGAGAGAGAAAAGCAAAUAGUGUUUGGGGGUUUUUUUAUUGACUGGAUUCUAAUGUCAAACUGUGGAAACUUCUUAAUUUGGGCUGUAAAUGUACAGUAUCAUUUGUCAAUUUCUUUGUGGCAUUGGUGCAAUAAAUUGUAGAAAACCACUUCAUUAGUGGAUUGCAU